AUGGGUAAAGAUAGCAAGGAACAUAAGGAAAGCAAAGACAGCAAAUCUGUAGACAACUACGAAGCCAGGAUGCCAGCGGUGUUGCCAUUCGCUAAGCCAUUGGCCUCUAAGAAACUGAACAAGAAGGUCUUGAAGACCGUCAAAAAGGCAUCCAAGGCUAAAAAUGUGAAGAGAGGAGUCAAGGAAGUUGUCAAGGCCCUAAGAAAGGGCGAGAAGGGUUUGGUUGUUAUUGCUGGUGACAUUUCUCCAGCGGAUGUUAUUUCUCAUAUCCCAGUUUUGUGUGAAGACCACUCUGUCCCAUACAUCUUCAUACCUUCCAAGCAAGAUUUAGGUGCUGCUGGUGCUACAAAAAGACCCACUUCUGUUGUAUUCAUUGUCCCAGGUAGCAAUAAGAAGAAAGAUGGGAAGAGCAAGGAGGAAGAAUACAAGGAAUCUUUCAAUGACGUCGUCAAAGAAGUUCAAGCUUUAUGA
Messenger RNA from Saccharomyces mikatae IFO 1815, 471 nucleotides. It is a transcript of the gene NHP2, whose product is annotated as snoRNA-binding protein NHP2. The transcript has a single exon. Bases 1 to 471 code for a protein of 156 amino acids. The record is from RefSeq and is a predicted model, not a curated record. Gene Ontology annotation, cellular component: nucleolus; box H/ACA snoRNP complex. Gene Ontology annotation, molecular function: box H/ACA snoRNA binding. Gene Ontology annotation, biological process: rRNA pseudouridine synthesis; ribosome biogenesis; snRNA pseudouridine synthesis. Lineage: Eukaryota; Fungi; Ascomycota; Saccharomycetes; Saccharomycetales; Saccharomycetaceae.